AGAAGUGAUCUGAAUUCUUUGAAUAAAAAAGAAAAAAAAUUGAGCUCGUAAAGAGAUGUGAGAAAACGUUAAUUUCAAGAUGUUCAAGAUGUAGGCGAGCUUCACAUUAGAAAGAGGAUACUCGCAUGGAAAUUAAAUACAUUUCUAUAAUAUCAGGUUUCGCGUACGAUCUUCACUGAAACAUCAUCUACAGGAAGUUUGUAUAGUCGCUGAGAGAACACACUAAUCUGGAAUUCAACUUUCCAAGAGGAAAACGAGAGAUAAAUAAUAAUAACUACAUACCUUGUAAAUGUACAGUGAGAUCAAGAGCCAUGUGAAAUUGGAAGUGACAUUUUCAAAAUAUUCAACAAUUCAAAAAUAGUAAAAAAUAAUUUUUAAAAAAUGUGAUUUCAAUAUUUAAAAGUGAAUUUAUUAAAAUUUCAUCAUUUUUCUUCAAGAAAAAAAGAAAAAACAACUUUUUUCUUCACUUUCAAAAACCAAUUUUCAAAAAGUGAUUUCUUGUUUUCCCCCCCCCCCCAAAAAAAAUCAGAACACUAAAUAUAUUUUCUAAUUCGUAGAUCAAUUAUAAUAUUUAAUAAUUUUUUUUCCAAUAAAUAAAUGGAGCACAGCUAGAAUUGCAGGUCGUGGUUCAAAAAAAAAAAAAAAAGAAAAAUAGAACACCAAAUUAUCAUUUGGUUUCGGUGAUGAAAAAAAAAUUGAAAAAAAGUUCUCUUCAAUAGAAGAAAGUGAACAGAAAUUUGGAAGAACUAUAUAUCUCUCUCUGACAAGAUAAUAAUAAUUCGAGCGUGUCAGCAUGAAAAUAAAAUGUUUAAAGGUGCCAAGACCUUUCUAGCCUUCAUUUCUAUUGUCUGCAAGUUACACACCGUGUGAACAGAAGCUGGAAAUUUUUGAAUCAAAGUGGUUUUUUUUUUAAACUAAUAAUGAUAAAAUUAUUAAUUUGACUAUAAUAAUAAUAAUAAUUUGGUGAUGAAAAAUAUUUGAAUAAUAUUGAAAUAUUAAUCGUUGAGAGAAAUAUAUACUAAUAUUAUUGGAAUUCCUAUUUUGGCUUACAAAAAUAAAAGCUUUUUUGUGAAACUUUAUAUUUUUUGAGAACGCUUUCUUGGGAUUCAAUGAUUAAUAAAAUUGCAGAAAGAAAGGGAAUUAAAGAAAAACCUGUUGACUUGUGACAAUGCUAUAUUAGAUUUGAUGCUCCAGGAAAUGACAAAGAAAUGACGUGAACAAGUGAAUUUGAUAUAAAAGAAAAGAAAUUGUACACAAGAUUUCUUAUUAAACUUUUUUCUUUUCAUUUAAAUGAAAAGGAAUUUACCACUGAAACUAAUUUAUUUCGCAGAUGCUUGACAGUAUAUAUAUAUAUAUAUAUAUGAAAAACAAUGACGGAAGGAAAGAAGUCGCAUAGGAAUUUGAAGAUACCGUAUAGAAUAAUCGAUGAUCUUUCUUGCAAGUCAUCAGUCUCAGGUGUUGCUGACGAAGAAAUUCAAACUCGUUAUAAAUGAAAACGGGUGAAAAUGCGGUUAAAGCUGUUAAAGCUCGUUACAUGCCUGCUUCUUGCAGGAUCAGGUGAAUCCAGGCCUCAAAAUUCCGCUCCAUAUGAAGGAAGAGCGGAUUUAAAUGGAAAUGGUUGGAAACCAAUUCCAAUAGGAAAUGAGGAUGUUUCUCAAACUUUUCUAAGCAAUAGCAGGUACAUAGGGAAUGGAAGAAAUAAUAGAUUAAUUUAUCAUAAUUAUAACUAUAAUAAUAUACCAAGUUUAAAUUUAAGUCCAACUAUAAAAUUAAAUUAUUCCACAUCUGGUAUGGGUCGUACAUUCAAUGAAAAUUUCUACAAUAAUUAUCAAUUAGAAAAUGAAUGGAUAGGUAAAACUUAUCCACAACGGCGAAAUGAUGAUAAAAGUGAAAAAUUGCAAAUUCACAAUUCCAGGGAAAUUAGUCAUUUUGGAAAAAAUAUAAUACACGAGGUGAGUAGCAAGGUUAUUCCAAUUCCAAUUUCCAGUCACGUUUCACAGGACAACUUUUCAAUACAACCAAGAAAUCAAGGUCAACGAAAGAUUAUCGAACCUGAUAGAAACUUAGUAUUCGAGGGGAGAAAAAUUUCUUCUAGAAAUCGGAAUUACGUGAAGAUCAUACCUUAUAAUCACAUCCCAAAUCGUAGUAAUACCAAGGAUAAAAUUAAAACAACAAAUAAAAAUUUCAAAAAUUCCACAAAAACUCUCAAAGACAAGGUAAAUGUCGUGAAAGCGAAUAUAAAUUCCCAAAUAAAAACUGAGAAUUCACCAAAUAAUAAAUUUCAACAUGUUAGACCCCCAAAUCUUGUGACAAAAGAACAUUUUAUGCAAAAUUCACACAAUGUCAUAACUCCAAGACCAAAUUCCAAAGUGGCUGCAAAUCUUCCUUCAAAAACCUGGUCUACCGAUGUUGCGUCAAAUAUGCAAGAUCUUUACAAUUCUGAAAAAUAUUUCCCCUCACAGGAAAUAAAGACAAAACAUCAUCAACAAAUUCCCAUUCAUUCAUCAAUGGAGGAAAUGAUUCAAUGGCUGAGAAUUCCCGCUUUUUCAACUAACAAAAGCCACAUGAUUGAUGAACAAUCAGGAAAGCCAAUAAGUAAUACUUUCGAGCCAAUCUACGAGGAUCUCGAACCCAACACACCACUUAGACCAAUCGAUGAAUCAUCCACUGAAGAUAAAAUUGAUGAAUUUCAAAAGCCGCAGUAUUAUUUUUCAUCGCCUCAACUCGAUUCAAUGAUUAACAGUCUUCAAGAUCCUUCAUUAACACGACAACCUGUUUAUAAACCAACUACUCAAGUUGUUCAGGACACUGUCGUUCAUAUUAUGAAUCCCGGUUCAAAGAAACCAAAUGUCACUAUUACAGGUUCGAAGAAACCACCGAAUAAAAUUUCCGAAACUAAUAACACUUCUGGUUCACCGCCAAAUGUUCAUAUAAUGUUCAUGAGUGACGAAAAUCCCACAAAUAAUUCCCAAUCUUCGUCUAUCGUAAGGGACGAUUGUCCGACAAUUCUAAUAAAUUCCAUUACCAAAGUGAACAAUAAAAUCGAAAGUAAAGAAGGAUGUACUGAUUUAAAUAUUGUCAUUAAUUCUCAUAUUUUGAAUACAAAUGUAUUUACCAGUCCUUCAUCUAGCUCAAUUGGAUCAAUACAACCUGAUCCUCUUCUUUAUACCAGCGAUUCAUCAUUUCAAACUGCUCCCACAAAUGAUCCAUUCUAUCAAAGUGAACCAACGACAAAUUUUGAUUCAUACACACAAAAUUAUUAUUCCUCAUCUCAGAUUGAUUCUCAUCAACAGUUGAAAAUUCAAGCGCCACAGGUGACAACAAAUCCGGAAAAUUCUGUUGAAAUAAUUUCGGGAACAAAAAUUAAUAUCGGUUCACCACCAUCUUUCGAUACAACCGCAAAUGUUUCUUCUGAUACAAUUUCCGAUUUAUUUUCUAAUACAGCUUCUGAUAUAUUUUCUGAGACAGCAUCUGAUACAGUUUCCAAUAUGUCUGAUACAAAUUUCGAGGAUGCUGACGGACCACCCAAGGACGAGGGUCCAAUUGAAGAUAUUCCCGAAGUUGAAGAAUCAGUAUCAGAGGCUGUUAACGAUGCAGCAACAUCAAUUGCAACAACAACAGUAAAUGAUAAUUCAACAUUAUAUUCUGACGAGAAUUCAACAAGUUUUUUCAGUAAUUCGUCAGGUGUUACUGAAAUGGGUUUAACAUCAUCAGGCAUUGAAACUGGACCUGGUCAAGCUAAUGAUGGAUCAUCGGGAGCGAGUUUCACUGGUCCACGACCAAGUAUUCCAAAUUUAUCGGCAUUGACAAAUAUGGCCGGAGCUGCUAGUCAGUUAUCAAAUGCUGAUGCUUUAGGUUCGGCGCCUAAUGCACCGCCUGGUGGUGGAGGAGCAGCUGCCAUUUCUGCCGCUGCUGAUUACGAUGAGGACGAUGAUGAUGAUGAUUAUUUUGAUUAUGAUGAUUUUGAUAUAUCACCCUAUGGUAUGAUGGAUUCGAUGACAUCAUUAUUUUCAUCAUUCAGUUAUUUGAAUCCAUUGAAUUAUGGUCUAAUGAAUGUGAGUAUUGCGCCAUUUGCUGCAUUCGCUGCGGGUGUUCUAGGUGUGGCGGCGUUUUUAUUCCCCUGGGCAUUUCCCGGUGCUCUAGACCUUGGCAGAUCGUCUGAUCGAGUUGAUGUUAGAUUUACACCAGGCCUCGAGGAAAUAGUUAAACAAGCCAUUCGCAAGUAUAGAAAUUGGAACGAAUGGAAAAAUCUUCAACAUAUGGACCAAUCAUUGAGGACAGUGGCCACACAAUUAUUAAAUGUCACAAAUCCAAAGGAAAUUUUACAAGAUGACAAAAAACAACAACCAUCCAAUGAUAUUUUGACAAAACUUAUUUUCGUCGAAUCAUCAGAGAAAGAUGCCGAAGAAAUACAAGAUUCAUCCGUAGUGGUGAAAACAAUUGAUUCUCUAAAUUUUGAAAAAAAUUCCACUAAACAUAUUUCCCAAGAAAGACCAAUUAAUUCAAAAUUUGGAUUUCUCGAAAGCAGUCAUCCCGGUGAAGCAAUGGCAUUGACAGAAGAGGAAUUAGAAAAAGAAUUAAAUUCCAUGAGACAUCCAAUUCAUAAAGUUCAACCAACAACAACAGGUGGAAUUUCAACAUGGAUUCUUUUAAAUCCACCUUCAGCAACAACAGAUCUUCCACUUGAUGACGAAGAAAAAACCAAAUAUCCUCCAUCUAAUGAAGGUCAAUUUAUCGUUAAAACAACGUCAACAAUUCAAAAAGUUGAAUCCACUGAUCAAAAAAAAGCAACAGCAUCUGUUGAGAAAGUUACCACUACCCAAACACCAAUUUCAUUCGAAAAAAUAUAUACACAAGUUCCCAAAAAAUCAACGCCCAAUCUCAUUAGAAAAUCAACAACUCCAUCAACACUCAAACUAGAGAAAUUGAUGAUUAAAACGGAAAAAGUAACUCAACAGUCGGAAAAAUUAACUGCAAAUUCAGAAAAAACGACUCAAAUUAAAAAAAUCGAGAAACAAUCAACAACACCUAAAACUACAACAACAAAAUCAAUUAGCGAAGUAAAAGAAACAAAUUCAAUUUCUCCAGACAAUUCUGAAAUAAUAACAGCAGCAACAACUCCAAAAUCGGUAAUAACAAAAAAAAUCCCAUCCACAAUUCGAACAACAGCUAAACCCAAAACAGCAAAUCAGAACAAUAAAAAUUUAACCCAAGCUAAAAAUACAACCACCAAGGCUCCUAAACCUCAAAAUAAACCAAAACCUACUCCUCAGAGAAAGACAACAACAAUUAAACCCGAGACACACAAUUCUCCAACACCAAAAAUUGAAAAAGUAACAUUCAAACCCGUUCAAAUGAUUGCAAGUCAUUCGGAUAUAACAGAAGUACCAAUGUUUAUCACCAAAAUAAAAGCCUCGGUAUACACCGAAACGAAAAAAACACCACCACCAGAAUUAUCAACACCAAAACCAACGACAAAAUUGACAACAAAAUCCAGUGCAAUUAAAGAGGAACCAAUUAAAUUCAAACCAUCCGGUAAUAAAGUCAAUAAUGUUCUACAGGUGAAAUUAAAAAAACCAAUGGACGACAUGACAAAAAUUGAGAUUGAACCCAUCAAAGUAAAUGCACCAGUUUUGAAAAUCGAAAAAGUCGAUAGUUCCAAAAAGAAUUCAAAAAUUGAUCACAAAAAGAUAGAACAUUCCAAAAAUGAACAUCAGGAAAUUUUGAAUAAUUCCAAAAUUGAUUUUAAUUCCGAAUUAACGAAGAUAAAUAUCGAUACACAAAAACCAUCCUCAACAACAACAACAACAACGACAGUCAAACCAACAUCAAAACGAAGACAAUCGUCCAAGCGAAAGAAGAACAAAAAUAGAAGACGUAAACCCACAAUAACAACCGAAAGUACAGAUACAGCAUUAUCGGCCCUCUCCACAAUUGCUGAAGUAUUAAAUAUUGCUGAAUCAUCAAGUGCCGAGAAUGCAAUUCAAGAAUCGAAAAUUGAGCCCGAGACUAAAGUAACCAACAGUACAAAAACAAAAAAGAAACAAGUACAAAAGCCAAUUAGUACACAGAUUUACAAUUUUUUGAGUCGAGAAGUAAUGCCAAGCUUUGGUGUAAUGUCACUUGUUGGUUUAGGUCUGGGACUUGCGUCCUAUUUCCUUUAUCCCUUCGGUGGUUCAAUUGCACGUCGAAAUUAUGAAUUGGAACCAAAUUACAAAUACAAUCUUGACGAAUAUGGUGGUAAUUAUGGACAAAAUGAGGAGGAAGUUUUUUCAAAAGUACUGCAAGGAAUGACGAAGCAUGACAAUAAAUAUCAAACUACCAAUAACAAUAAUAAUAAUAAUAAUAAUAAUAAUAAAGAUUAUGAGAAUAAUUACUACAAAUAUCAUCAUUAUGAUACAACAACUAGAAAAACAGAACAAAAACAAACAACAUCAUCGGGACCAAUUUAUCGACCAGUGGUGGAAAAUUCCUAUGAUGUGAAUUAUAGAAAUACGGAAUUUAAAUAUCCUGAUUUACCAACAACACCAAAUUAUUAUGAACGACAGAAACAAUCUGAUUUUACCAUUGGUAAGGAAGGUAAUAAAAAUCGACAAUUUGUUGUGGGUAAUAUACCGAAAGAAUAUAGUUCAGAGGAAAAGGAAUCUUCUUUAUCGAUAGCAAGUAAGAGAGCCGAUUAUGAGAAUGAAGGUCCCAGUAAAUUUGAACGUGAAAUGGCACAAAAUUUUAAUUUUCCAAAAAAUUCCGUCAAUAUACCACAAGCUUACACGCAGGUUGAGCCACAUCGUAAAAAUGAUGAUGUUUAUGAAGAAAUUGAAAUUACACCCACAGCCGUUGCUGUUGAACAUGGACCAAGAUUAUUGAGGGUAAGAAGAUCGAAUUUUUUAAAAAACAAAAGAGAUUCUGUUAUACAAUUAAUUCCAUCAAAAAGUGAAAUUGAAAAAGAACAUCAAGAAGAGGAGGUGCCGUUGAGUAAUGAAAUUUUUGAUAUCAUUGAUUCUGCAAUACCGGUUAAUGAGGAUGAUUUAAAAAAAGAAGUCGCCAAAGAAAAAAUGAAGGAGAAAAUGAAAGACGAUGAUAUUAAAAAGAAACUCGAGGAUGAGAAAAAUUUUAUACAAAAUGAAAUUAUACAUUCUGAAAGUACAACAAAAAUGACUUCUUUGCCAACUGUGAAAUAUUUAACGACAUCAACGGGUAAAAUUGAAACAAGUAAAAGUGAAGCGACAACUUUUAAUUCAAAAACUAAAAAUUCCACUCAUUUUAAAAAUGAAGAUACAACCACGGAAGAUUGGUUUAAUAAUGAUGAGGUAAUUACCACCGAGAAAUCAAAAACCCCGGAGAAUGAGGGAUUUAGUAUUUUUUCCAUUGUAAAGAAAAUUGCGGAAAUUAAAAUUAAAUUGGGUUUGACACUAUUGAAACAUGCCAGUGAAGGAUUUGCGAGAUAUUUAGGGCAUGUGCAAAAAAAAUUUAAUGGCGAAGAAUAAUUGUCAUAUAAAUUAUUUUUUUAGAUUAUUGUCAAUGCGUAUAAAAUACAUGUUGCCCUUAUAAGAAUUUAUAAUAGGAAAUUUUUAAUAGAAGUCUUGAUUACGGUAGAAAAUAAAUUAAUAUAAAAUACAGAAGAACUUUAAUUAGAUAUACGUGUAAAUUUGUUUAUUGAAUUCAGUGCCAAUAACUGUGCCAUUCCAGGAGUUUUUUAAAAUCAUUUUUUGGAGCAACCUCACCAAUUUAAAUAAAUUUUUUUGUAUUAUUAAUUAUUAUAUUAAAAAAUUUAUUGAUUUAUAGGUCUAAAGAACCAUUCAUUGUUUAUUUAAAAGAUACAACAAAAAAUAUUGAACAAAAACCACUUUCGACCGACUGAACUUAAGGCCAGGUUUAAGUGAGGCAGCGCCAUCUACAUUGAUACUAAAAUUUUGGAAAAUUUUCAACAGCCUUUUCUUGAAAACAAGAUGGUAAAAUGCUUUUUCCUUUAUGGAUAAUUGAUUAUUGGCAAGAUAUACACCAGCUAAAACUUUUUUUGAGUUAAAAUAAUAAAAAAUAUUUCAUUUCAAUAAAUUAAAUAUGAGCACUUUUUUCACAAAAACUGUAACAGUACUUUCUCAGAAAUUACAAUCAAAAAUGCAAUUUCCAUUUGGAAAAUUAAUAAACGCUAAAAAAUACACGACCUAAGAUUUACCAAUCACGAAAAUAACAAAAAAAAAAUUUUAUUAAAUAUUUAACAUAUUGAUACUGCUUUACUGAUUGUGAUAGCCCUUUGGUAGAUUAUGUAUUUCAGGUGGUU
Leptopilina boulardi is the source of this 8278-nucleotide messenger RNA. Its product is annotated as probable serine/threonine-protein kinase DDB_G0275165. The record is from RefSeq and is a predicted model, not a curated record. Lineage: Eukaryota; Metazoa; Arthropoda; Insecta; Hymenoptera; Figitidae. The transcript is spliced from 6 exons. The coding region runs from base 1506 to 7484 and encodes 1992 amino acids.